This is a messenger RNA of Austrofundulus limnaeus, 810 nucleotides long. RefSeq names its product aprataxin and PNK-like factor. Gene Ontology annotation, molecular function: 3'-5' exonuclease activity; DNA-(apurinic or apyrimidinic site) endonuclease activity; protein binding. Gene Ontology annotation, biological process: double-strand break repair. The record is from RefSeq and is a predicted model, not a curated record. Gene Ontology annotation, cellular component: site of double-strand break; nucleus. Lineage: Eukaryota; Metazoa; Chordata; Actinopteri; Cyprinodontiformes; Rivulidae.
GCCGAAUUAAAGACAGAUCUCUCUUUUGUUUAUAAUCUAUUUUGAUUUACAUGUUAUCUUUAAAAAAAACUCAAAAUUUGAAAAUUUGAAAUUUUCUAAAUGGAGUUUGGUUGUUGUCAGGACUGCGCAUGCUCUGAAUCAAUCCGGAAGUUUUGAAUGUGGAAGUUGUGAUUUCGGAGUUCGGACCCGUCCCUGUCAGAUAAAUCCUUCGGUUCUGCUCAGCGGGUCGGUCCAAAGGACGUGUACCGGGUUAAAGCUCCAGGUUCGGGUCCACAGAGUGGUCCGAACCGGUUUAUUAAGAACCUUGUUUCGCAACGCAGCCUGCCAGGAACCUGCUGCUCCAGACCGGUCCAGACCAGGCCCACAGAACCCAUGUCCGGCUUCGAUCUGGUCCCGGUGGACGGAAGGGAUCCGAUCCACCUGCCGCCGGGGGAGACGAUCUUAGGCCGGGGUCCCCUACUGGACAUCAGUGACACCAGGGUGUCCAGGCACCACGGGCUGCUGGAGAACCUGCAGGGACAGCUGAGACUCAAACCGACCCACGUGAACCCGUGUUUCAUCCAGUCGUUCCCGAGCCAAGACCCCAGACCCCUGGAGAAGGACUCCUGGUUCCUGCUCCACCCUGGAGACCUGGUCUCUCUGCUGCCGGGUCGGUUCAUCUACAGGGUGGAGGCUGUGGGCGGGGCCACGCAGACCCCCAGAAACAGUCAGAACUUCCAGGAAGAAGGAGAAGAUGGACUUCCUGUUUCUGCUGAGCCAGAUGUUGGACCGGAGCAGAAACAGACGUCCCCUCCAUCAGCAGCUCACAGC